This is a messenger RNA of Cuscuta campestris, 1838 nucleotides long. Lineage: Eukaryota; Viridiplantae; Streptophyta; Magnoliopsida; Solanales; Convolvulaceae. The record is from the annotation of a GenBank genome assembly.
GUAUUAAUAUGUAUGGCCAUAUGGGUUAUCACCAAAUGUUCUUUUGUUAGAUUCACUCCUCAGCUUUUGCUGAGCGUGUAGUUGUUUUUGCUACACGCAGGUAGACAUGACGGUGCGGGUGCUAACCCUGGAGGACAGUGAUGCCUUUCUUCCUCCAUUAUCUCAUGCAUCAGUGUGCUCAAUACAUAUACAACCUCAAUAUGGUGAGAAAGAAGUGCAUCUUCUUUUACCAACGAUAGAAGUUCUGACCUUCGAAUUUUAUAGUUUUGAGAACUUACACAGGAGGAAGGCAGUUAGGGCAGACGAGGGGAACGAGAGGCGGAAUCGGACCAGGGGCUGGAGACGCGAACGGAGAACGACGACGCAGCAGAGCAACCGACGACGACUUUUUCUUCAACCAGAACUGCCGGAGGUGGGCUGGCUUCUUCGAUUAGCAUCUGGACACAGAGCAGGGCCGGUGGUUGGCCUUAAUCGUCGAUCGGCUAGCAGCGAGGCAUGGAGGUCCGAUUCCGAACUUAGUGAUUCCGGACGGGUUGUUGUCGUGUCCGGUUCAGUUCCUGUGCCAUGAAAACUCGAACAGUUUGUCGUACAGCAUGAUUCCCUCGUGGCCGCUCAAGCUCACCAUUCUCAAAUUAGACGGAUCUUUUUUAGAUUGAAGUGCCUGGGAAUGGGAUGGUGGCGGCUCUGAAGAAGGCAGUGGAGGCCGCUUUUAGUCAUUUACCUUGCAAGGUAUCAUGGUAUGUAUACAAGGGUCUCAAUAAGCAUUGUGUUAGCAGGUCAUUUACCAUGAAUUUGAUUGGUUACUGGCAUUGUGUUACUAGCUCAAUUAGGGAUGAUUGUCUAUCCCUUUUGGUUAAAUUACUUGAAUUUGUUAAGUUAAGGUUGAAUAUUGCUAACAUCAAUUAGGGCAAAUUGUCUACCCCUAUUGGUAAAAUUUCUUGAAUUUGAUUUGGUUAAUGACUGGAUUUGCUUACAUCGAUUACGACACAUUGUUUAUCCAUAUUGGUGAGAUUGCUUAGAUUUGAUUUUGUUAAUGACUGGACAUUGCUUACAUUGAUCACAGCCCAUCAUCCCAUUUGGUGAACUUUCUUGAAUGCGAUUGUUCCUUGGUAGAAUAAUGUUAACAUUGUUUAGGAGACAUUGUUUAUCCAUGUUGGUGAAAUUUUCUUAAUUUCAUUGGUGAUGGGAGUGGUAAUAAGUAGUAACAUGUGUUAGGGGUUUAUGGCACUUUAAUAAGAGAGUUACGGAGUAUUUGAUUCUUGGCCCCUAAGUUCUUCCAUACAUUCAUUCCACUAUAUUUCUGUAUUAGAAAUCUAAGUUCAAACUUUAAAGCAAUGGUUAGGCUCUAUUUAUCAUUGCUUACUACCCAUAUUUUAUUUGAUUUUUGUUUAUUCAUUAUAUAGUUUAAAGUUAUGCCACCUAGCAUGAGUGUAAGGUAAAUUUGGUGCAAAAUUUGUGAUUACGUUAUCAUGUGCUUAUAAUUUUUUUUGCAUAGAGUUCAACGGCUAAUCAAUCUGAAAUCGAUGAUCUUACAAUUGAUGGUAAUACAACCACUGAGAAAAGUCAUGAUGAAGAUCGAUGAAAUAAAGAUGAUGAAGCUAAGAGCGAUGAACUUGAAGAUGUAGACAAUGACGAGCAUUACAACUUUGGACUAUAUCUUCCAUAUCAAUGUGUAUUUUAAUUUAGUUCACUUUGACUAUUAAUACUUUAGCUUGAAACGUACGCAAAUGAUGAACUAAUUUUGAGAUGUUGGUUUACUUUCUGGUAAAUGGGUUAGAUGUAAUCUUUUGAAAUGUUAUCAUAUUGUGUAUUGUUGUUAAUACAAGUAUAAGUAUUAU